CUAACUUUUAGGUAGCGUAUUUUUUGUUAAUCUGGCCAUCUUGUUGCCACGAAAACACGACAUCAAAUUGUGAGAUUGAAGUCGAAAGUUUUUCGUUUGGUUGGAGUACAAAAAGCUGGUUUUUAACUUAAAUUAUCGAAGAAAACUCCUCCACAGGGUACAAUGUCCAAAGAUACGAAUCCUAAGGAGGCCAUUAUUAAAGCCGCAUAUGCGGAUGUUAAUAAAUUUGGCCAAAAUGGUGAAUUCGAUAAAGCCAUGAAAGCAGUCAAUCGUAUUCUCGGUGUAGCACCCGAUGAUACAACAGCUUUACAUUGCAAAGUCAUUUGCUUGAUACAACUUUCAAAAUUUGAGGAAGCUUCUAAAUUUAUUGAGAAAAAUAAAUUAACUUCCCUGGUCUUUGAGAAGGCCUAUUGUGAGUAUCGUCUCAAUAAGCCCGAAAAUGCUUUAAAAAUCAUUGAUGAGGCCCAUUUGCCUACACUGCCACCCAAUCUCAAAGAAUUGAGAACUCAAGUUUUAUAUCGCUUGGAACGUUACGAGGAAUGUUUCGAUUCUUACAAAGAAAUCAUUAAAAAUACCAGUGAUGAUUACGAAGACGAAAGACGCACAAAUCUAAGUGCUGUUGCUGCCAAUUUGGCUUUAGACCCUACUAAGGAAAUACCAGCAAUUCCUGAAGAAACCUAUGAGCAACAUUUCAAUGGUUCUUGUAUUCUAUCGAAUCGUCAAAAGUAUGCCGAAGCCGAAAAGAAAUUGCGUGCCAGUGAGAAAUUGUGCCGUGAAACUUUGGAAGAGGAUGGUGCUACCGAAGAGGAGAUUAGUGAGGAAUUGGACAUUAUUCGUGUUCAAGUGGCCUACUGCAUGCAAAUGCAAGGCAAGACAAAGGAGGCAGCCGCUAUUUAUGCCGAGGUCUUGAAAAAUAAACCCAAAGAUCCGGCAUUAAUUGCUGUAGCUAGUAAUAAUUCGGUGGUCAUUAAUAAGGAUCAACAUGUAUUUGACUCGAAGAAAAAGAUACGCUCGGCCAUGUCAGAUGCUUGCGAAUUCAAAUUGACUUCUCGCCAAAAGAAGGCAAUUGCUUUGAACAAUUGUCUUUUGGCAUUAUUCACCAAUGCCAGCGAUCAGGUACAACAAUUUUGCACAAAACUGGCUCAUCAAUAUCCCGAUUUGGUAUUCCAAUCUUUAUUGAUCAAAGCUUCACAAUUGGCCAAGGAUAAGAAACACAAGGAGGCUGUAGAGUUAUUGCAAAAAUUCGCCACCUCUACCGCAGAUAAGAAUCAAGCCUUUGCUGCUAAAUUUGCCAUUGUUCAAUUGUUGUUAUCUCAAGGCGCUCGUAAAGAAGCUGCUGAUGUUUUACUAUCAUUAGGCGAGGCUAAAUACAAGCCGGGCGUCGUUUCUGCUUUGGUGACUCUCUACUUGGGAUUGAACAACAAACCAGCUGCUUCUGAAUUGUUGAAAACUGCUGUAGAUUGGUAUAAGAAAAACAAUGUUAGCAGUGCCGAUUUGUCUGAUAUGUGGCGUCAAGCAGCCGAGUUUCAUUUACGCGGUGGUGCUACUGAAACUGCAGCCAGCUCUCUGGAAGAGUUGCUUAAACUGAAACCCAACGAUAUGAAAGUAUUGGCUCAAUUAGUUAUUGCUUAUGCCCAAUUCAAUCCAAAGAAAGCUUUGGAAGUUAGCAAAAAAUUGCCCAAAUUGGAAACUCUUACCACAGCUUCUGAAAUUGAUGCUUUAGAAGCAGCCAAUUGGGUCAUGUCUACUAAGGCAGCUAAGAAAUCGGCCAAUGCGAAAAUCGAACAAUCGCCUAGUACUCCGGUGGCCGAACGCAAGAAGAAUCGCAAACGUAAGCGCAAGGGUAAAUUGCCCAAAAACUAUAAUGCUGAAAUACCACCAGAUCCAGAAAGAUGGUUGCCCAAAUAUGAACGUACUGGUUUCCGCAAGAAGCGUGAUCGCAGAGCUAAGGACAUUAUCAAGGGCUCACAGGGCAUGUCCACUCAGGCGGCCGAACAAUACGAUAUGUCUAAUCGUGCCAACUUGGGUAAAAAUUCUCCCGCUACUCCUGUAUAUCAGGAACCCACUCCCGGGCCACGUCAACAACACCGCAAAGGUGGUCAUAAGAAGAAGAAGGGUGGACGUUUCUAAUAAAAUGCAUUUCAAUAUUAUGCUGUGGAACAUAUUUCCGCCAACCAGUUGUUUUUAUUUUACUACUUUUUUAUAACUAAAGUAUGCAAAAAUAUUAUGGAAUAUCUUAAUCUAUAAAUGAUAAAAUUUGUUUUCAA
Messenger RNA from Lucilia cuprina (Australian sheep blowfly), 2267 nucleotides. RefSeq names its product signal recognition particle subunit SRP72 (gene Srp72). Gene Ontology annotation, biological process: SRP-dependent cotranslational protein targeting to membrane. The transcript has 3 exons. Gene Ontology annotation, cellular component: signal recognition particle, endoplasmic reticulum targeting. The record is from RefSeq and is a predicted model, not a curated record. The coding region runs from base 163 to 2130 and encodes 655 amino acids. Gene Ontology annotation, molecular function: 7S RNA binding; protein binding; ribosome binding. Lineage: Eukaryota; Metazoa; Arthropoda; Insecta; Diptera; Calliphoridae.